AUGGCUAUAAAUAAAGGAACUCUCUCCCAUGGUGCAACGCAAGCCAAAGCGCUAACGCAAGUGGCAGUAGUAAGCUGUAUACAAUGCGGAGGGGGUCAUGUUGUGGAAGUUUGCUCGUCAAAUCAACAGACAGUAUACUCUAUCCAGAACAACCCAUUCAGCAACACGUACAACCUAGGUUGGAGGAAUCAUCCCAACUUCAGUUGGGGAGGAAACAACGACCAGGGGAGUCAAAGAAACAUGCAGACCAAUCAUUCAGGGAAUCAAGGCAAUCCUCUGGUUUUUCAUCAUCAGGGUCAAGGUCAGAGUAACUAUCAGAACAGGAAAUCGCACAACCAACCUUUUUCAUCUACACCUCAUCCAAUUCGUCAUCUUUGGAAGCUUUGCUCAAGCAAUACAUCGAAAAGAAUGAUGCGAUCAUGCAAUCGCAAGCAUCUUCCAUUAGGACUUUGGAGGUGCAGGUCGGGCAGCUUGCGGUCGAACUUAGAAACAGAACACCUGCGAAUGAACGAUUUAAGUGAACACUGCAACGUCUUAUCAUUAAGGUUUUGGGAUAAGCGUUGUGAUGUUGGUGAUACAUUGAAACUUCAGGGGCCGAGCACAAAGAGUACCCCUGCCACCAAACCUGAGGUGGUGCUCCCAAUACCUUCAACCGAAAGUGAGCUGAAAAGAAAAGACGACAAUGAGGUGUUCGAGAGUAUCCUGAGCCAUUUAGAGAAGAACGGGGGGUUGCCAGAGGCUGGAGUAGUAAACCAACCCUUGCCGUCAGACGAAGAGUUAGCUUUGGUUUCACGGAGAAUGGCCCUCACCACCUCAGAUCCUAAGGAGACUGCCCCAACAGACUCUAAUGAGGGACACACAAGGGCUGUUCUAAAGGGUAUGGAGGCGAAGAAGUGGACGGAGAAAUCUGGAGAAAAGAAGGAGAGAAUAGUUGAAGAGAAAUGGGCAGAAGAAGAUGAAGUUGCCCAGCUGGAGAAAGAGAAGAAAGAAAAACAGAGAAGUGAAAGAAAGCAGCGUAGGCGAGAAGAGAAACGCCUGAGGAAAGAGGAAGAAAGGAGGAAAAGGGCGGAAAGUUUGGAUGUCGAUAGAGAAUCAAGCACCGCAAUUGUAGAAGCUGUCUCUUAUACACAUCUAGAUGUGUAUAAGAGACAGAAUCUAUAG
Molecule: messenger RNA, 1161 nt
Organism: Benincasa hispida (wax gourd)
Lineage: Eukaryota; Viridiplantae; Streptophyta; Magnoliopsida; Cucurbitales; Cucurbitaceae
Source: RefSeq, a predicted model, not a curated record